Chironomus riparius is the source of this 135-nucleotide messenger RNA. The record is from the annotation of a GenBank genome assembly. NCBI's taxonomy places the organism in Eukaryota, Metazoa, Arthropoda, Insecta, Diptera, Chironomidae.
CUACAAACAUUCCCACAUUCCACUCAUUUUUCCAACAAUUUUUAAUUUCGCGGUAAACUUUACAGCUGAUAAUGAAAGCAAAGAAGUGUUCAUUUUCAGGUGCUGUUGAAUUAUCAAGAUUAUCGUAACAUUCAU